AUGACUGAGGUUGUCUCGAGCAUCCUCGGACCUCUCGUGGAGAAACUGGCUUCAUCGGCUGUUGAAGAAAUUCAACUGGUAUGUGGCGUCAAGGCUGACCGAGAGAAGCUCAAGAACAAGCUAAAGAUGAUCCAGGAGGUGCUCGCCGACGCUGAGCAGAAGCAAAUAAAAGAACCAGCUGUGAGGCGUUGGCUGUCGGAGCUUAAAGACUUCUGCUAUGAUGUCGAGGACGUGCUAGACGAAUUCGAAACCAGGGCCUUGUGGAGGCGGGCCAGGUUGACCGAGCGCUUGACCCUCAGAAGGAAGGUACGCUACUUGUCCUCGUGGCUAUCCAACUUGAUUUUCCAGUUUAAGAUGGCAAAUAAAAUGAAAGAGCUGGGAAAGAGACUUGACGGGAUCAAUGAAGAGAAAACUAAGUUCGACUUGUCGAGUAAUGUUCAAGAAAAGACUAUAGUUCCGCGGAGGGAAACUCAUUCUUUUGUACCCGCUUCGAAUGUGAUUGGAAGAGACAAAGAAAAGGAAAGGAUAAUAGAGUUGUUGAUAAGGUCAGAUGAUGGUGGAGCUGGAAAGAUAGCGGUCGUUCCGAUUCUUGGAAUGGGGGGUACCGGAAAGACCACUCUCGCUAAAUUGGUAUACAAUGAUGACAGUGUAAACGAACAUUUGGAUCACAAAGUUUGGUUAUCCAUGCCAGUAGAAUUCGAAGCUAAGAAGACAAUAAGAGACAUCAUCGAGUCCCUUGGAGACACAGAAAAUAGUGAUAGACUUGAAAAGCUGCAAGAACGCCUAGGAGACCUCGUGAAGGACAAAAAGUGUUUGUUCGUAAUGGACGACGUGUGGAAAAUGAGGAGGGAGGAUUGGGUGGGACUGAGAGAUUUGUUAGGGGGCGUUUCCGAAGGGAGUAAAGUCAUUGUGACUUCGCGGAUUAAAUCGAUCGCCGAAAUCAUGGGCGCUGUCCCUCCGCUUCAUUUGGCCAACCUUUCGGAGGAGGAAUCUUUGACAUUGUUCGUGAAGUGCGCGUUCGAUCAAGGGCAAGAGCAGAAUCACCCGGACCUUAUGGCGAUCGCCAAGGAAAAUCGUGGGCAAGUGCGGGGGAAAUCCUCUGGCGGUGAAGACUUUGGGAUGCUUGCUGUAUUCAGAGAAAAAGAACCGGGGCGACUGGGAACACGUAAGAGAUAG
Messenger RNA from Rhodamnia argentea, 1176 nucleotides. RefSeq names its product putative disease resistance protein RGA4. Gene Ontology annotation, molecular function: ADP binding. NCBI's taxonomy places the organism in Eukaryota, Viridiplantae, Streptophyta, Magnoliopsida, Myrtales, Myrtaceae. The transcript has a single exon. The record is from RefSeq and is a predicted model, not a curated record. Gene Ontology annotation, biological process: defense response to fungus. The coding region runs from base 1 to 1176 and encodes 391 amino acids.